Messenger RNA from Anolis sagrei ordinatus, 750 nucleotides. It is a transcript of the gene MRPS6, whose product is annotated as mitochondrial ribosomal protein S6. Gene Ontology annotation, cellular component: mitochondrial small ribosomal subunit; ribosome. Gene Ontology annotation, biological process: translation. The record is from RefSeq and is a predicted model, not a curated record. NCBI's taxonomy places the organism in Eukaryota, Metazoa, Chordata, Lepidosauria, Squamata, Anolidae. Gene Ontology annotation, molecular function: structural constituent of ribosome; small ribosomal subunit rRNA binding.
GGCCGCUCCUCCUCUUCCUCCUGGGCGCCCAAAAUGCCCCGCUACGAACUGGCGUUGAUCCUGAAAGCCAUGCAAAGGCCGGAGACAGCUGCAACACUAAAACGCACAGUGGAAGCUUUGAUGGAAAGGGGAGCAGUGGUGAGGAAUUUGGAGAACCUGGGAGAAAGAGCCCUGCCAUAUCGAAUCUCAACACAUAGCCAACAUCACACCAGAGGAGGGUAUUUUUUGGUAGAUUUUGAAUCUCCGGCAACAGUUAUUUCAUCUGUGAAGGACCAUUUAGGACGUGAUAUUGAUGUAAUAAGGUCUACUGUUUUAAAGCAGCAUGUGACAAAACCAGAAGAAUGUAUGGGCAUCAUUGAAGAAAAUAUUGCCGAUAAACUAAUUUUGAAAAAGAAGAAUAAAUAGCAGAAAACUAUACAGACAUUGUAACCAUUAAUUUGAUUCUAGUCAUAAGAAUCUAGUUUGUGCAAAAUUACCUUUUUGCUAUUUCCAUCAAUAUUUUAUUUGAAUUUUGAAAAUCUGCAUGUGUCUCCCCAUCUACUCAAUGUUACAUUCAUUUUCGAAGUUUAUUCUUUCCGCACAAUUGAACAAAUUGAGACUUACUUCCAAGUUAACGUGCAGGACUGAUCAGAAUCUUUAAAACUUUGUACACUUAACACAAAUGUACUCUCUGGUAUAUCUACUGUAUAAUUGUAUUUGAAAUAAAAAUUUAUUUGAAAUGAAUGUAUUAAAAUUAUAAAAUGAACACAA